AUGCUUCCUGAAUACGUUGUUGAUUCCAUCAUCGACGGCAACCGAGAUCUCGCAGCUCGGAUGGGGUGUGACGCUCGCUCUCUGUUCGUGUCGAGGAAGUCCCCUUUGAUCUCCAGGAUCUCGAGUUUCGACUCGAAAGCACUCUCUGCACUAGAGAUAGGAACUUUUGCCCGGCGCUGCGGAGACGUUACUGUACUGUUUUGCGACGUGGCCGAUUUCCCGCAAUUGGUCGCUGCACUAACGCCGAAGCAGCUCAUUUUGAUACUGCAUCGACUAUUCAGCAAGAUAGACAAACUGGUGUUCGUCCACGCUUUGACUAAGCUCGAAACGGUCGCCGAGUCCUAUGUUGUCUGCAGUGGGCUGAACCCUGAUAGCGACUCGUCAGAUCGCGUUGUGUCGAAGGAUGCCUUUCGAACAGUACUCUUGGGUCUGGAUAUACUGGACAAUACUGCUUACAUAAAUGUGUUAACUGAAACUGACCACGAGAACUUGGCUACUGGUUCCCUUGCGGAGGUCACCCCGAUAGCCCUCGUUAUGAAAAUUGGCAUUCACACCGGUCCGGUCAUCUCCGGCGUGGUCGGGUCGAGAAGGCCGCAGUUCUGUAUAUUCGGGGAUACCAUCAAUACCGCCUCGCGCAUGAAGUCCACUGCAGUUCCUAAUUGUAUUCACCUCUCUGCGAGCACGCGGAAGUGCUUGGAGUUCUCUCCAAGCCUGUCUUUCGAGGAGCGUGAGACAUUCGUCAAAGGUAAAGGUAUGUUGGUAACCUACAAUGCCUCGCGGGCUGUUGGACCACUGCAAGAUGCUGGUGUAUCAUCUCCUACAGUAUCGAGGGCAGAGUCUUCAGCCGCCGCGAUUAGCAUUCCCAUUGGGGAGAAGGUGGGGAGACUGGCGUCUUCUCUAAAGCGUUCUCGGUCUAGUGCUAGUGCACCAUCAGUCAGCGCCUCAGCCACCCUUGCUGAGAGGCUUUCUGCAGGCAUCAAGCGGUUUGUAUGGAGGAGUAGGAGGACGGUGCGAACCUCUGUUAACGACACUGACCACUCUUCCGUCCAUUCGGGUGAUGAGGAAUAUGUGAGCUACACUGACAGUUCGGCUCACUACGACGAGUCUCGCGAUGUAAAGAUGACAGUUGAGGCCCUGAGACGCCGCAGCAAAAGUCGUGAUGCUAACGUGAGGCAUGUCAUCGAGUAUACCGAUCUCGGCAGAGACAGGGCCAACCUGUUCACUCUGGAAUUCCUACAGAGAGCUCAUGAGAUCGAGUUCGCAAAGAACAUCUUGCGACAUUGCCAACCUCUAAAUGGACGCGACGUGUUUUAUUGA
This is a messenger RNA of Perkinsus marinus ATCC 50983, 1317 nucleotides long. RefSeq lists its product as hypothetical. The record is from RefSeq and is a predicted model, not a curated record. The transcript has a single exon. Gene Ontology annotation, biological process: receptor guanylyl cyclase signaling pathway; intracellular signal transduction; cGMP biosynthetic process. The coding region runs from base 1 to 1317 and encodes 438 amino acids. NCBI's taxonomy places the organism in Eukaryota, Perkinsozoa, Perkinsida, Perkinsidae. Gene Ontology annotation, molecular function: peptide receptor activity; guanylate cyclase activity.